Molecule: messenger RNA, 686 nt
Organism: Octopus bimaculoides (California two-spot octopus)
Lineage: Eukaryota; Metazoa; Mollusca; Cephalopoda; Octopoda; Octopodidae
Source: RefSeq, a predicted model, not a curated record
ACUAUAUUCAUUUUAAACGCACGUCUCUGCCUAUAAAUACAGGAGAGUUCCUUCACAAAAUCAGUCAGCGUUUUCUGUUCUUCGCCAGAAACACCGCACCAACAUCGCAUCAGUAUUUUCCACGUUAAUCUGUCAGUGAAUAAAUAGGCAACUAGAAAUGGCUCCUAAUAUGUCUCUGCUUGUUUCCAUUCUUUCCAUAAUUGCAAUUGUGCAAGCUAAACCUGUCGAUGUUGCACCUUCAGCCCUGACAAAAAAUGCUGCCGCUGUUCCAGUUGAGGCCCCCGCAAGCGAUCUCGCCGAUGUUGCACCUGCAGCCCUCGCAAAAAAUGCUGCCGCUGUUCCAGUUGAGGCCCCCGCAAGCGAUCUCGCCGAUGUUGCACCUGCAGCCCUGACAAAAAAUGCUGCCGCUGUUCCAGUUGAGGCCCCCGCAAGCGAUCUCGCCGAUGUUGCACCUGCAGCCCUGACAAAAAAUGCUGCCGCUGUUCCAGUUGAGGCCCCCGCAAGCAAUCCCACCAAGAGACUUUAAUUGAUAUGAAUUCUUUUCCCUCUGGGAUUGUUAAGACAUAAAGAUUGCCAAUCUGAAAAAUACUGUACAUAUUUGACACUAUAUGCUUCUGAAAUAAAUAAUGAUUUAUUUCGGUAUAUUUUAUAUUACAUAUUGUAUAAUAAAGAUUAAUUAUUUUUUA